Messenger RNA from Penaeus indicus, 3205 nucleotides. RefSeq names its product long-chain-fatty-acid--CoA ligase ACSBG2-like. Bases 322 to 2772 code for a protein of 816 amino acids. The record is from RefSeq and is a predicted model, not a curated record. The transcript has 9 exons. Lineage: Eukaryota; Metazoa; Arthropoda; Malacostraca; Decapoda; Penaeidae. Gene Ontology annotation, cellular component: membrane; endoplasmic reticulum. Gene Ontology annotation, molecular function: long-chain fatty acid-CoA ligase activity.
GGCCAUGUUGUCACGGUAUUAGCUUCGACUCCGCGAUGCGCCUGUGCUCGAGGAUGCCCAACGCGCUGGAAGCCCAGAGGGAGGAUCGGGCGAAGGAGGACAGGAGUUCGGAAAAUUAGGAGUCUUCCUUUUCUUUCUCUUCACAAAAUCUCUGCCUCCGCCGACCGCUGGCCUCGUCCGUACGCAGCCGACAGCCUCUUCAAGAGCAGCAGUGCCAGCAGUGCCCAGCGGAAAGUCCUGUGCGCCGACUCCCCCGGCACAGAGAGCAGCAGGCUCGCGAAAGGGUUGCACCUGUGGUGCCUUAGGCCGCAAACAAGCAGGAUGGCCCCCGACCCCCACGGCCAAGAGGAGUCCGGCCCCGUCGGCUCCAUCAUCGCCGGACACAAGAUCUCGCUCAACGUCCACUACGACAACACCGACUCCGAGCCAGCCAAGGCGGUGGGCAGCGAGGUGACGCCCAUCGAGGAGAUGGUAGCGAGCGCGGGCGCCCUCCCUCGCGACACGCCCGACCGGGCCAGGAGCGCGGCCCCCGAGUUUGCCCCUUCGGCCAGCCACAGCAGAGAGGACCGUCGGGAGGACCAGGGCGAGAAGGUGACGCACAUCGACCACGUGCUCGGGGAGAAGCAGGAAGCAGAGCAGGACAGCAUAGAGUCGGUGCAGUCGUCAUCGUCGUCGUCGUCAUCGUCAUCGGCCAGGCCAGACACGCCCGAGACAACCUCCGCCCACUCGGCCAGCCCGGAGCCGGAGGAGCCCGCCCUCGCCGCCCCAGCCACGCGCGCGGAGAUGUUCAAGUCGCCGCUGCAGAAGGCGGAGUACCUCAAUGGCCCCGACCAGGUCAUCCCGACGGACCGCCUCAAGACGUGGGAGCCGAGCGGUACGACCAAGCUGAAGAUCGGCGACCAGGGCGUCUCCGCCCACACGCCCGUCUCUGUGCCAACGCUGCUGAAAAAGGCCGCGGAGAAGUUUCCCACCACCAACGCCCUUGCAGUGAAGCGAGACGGGGCCUGGAAAUACACCACGUACACCGAGUACUACCAGCAAGUCCGCACAGUGGCCAAGGCCUUCAUCAAGCUCGGCCUCCAGCAGUACCACGGGGUGUGCAUCCUGGGCUUCAACUCCCCCGAGUGGUUCAUCUCCGACCUGGCCGCCGUCUUCGCAGGGGGCUUCGCUGCCGGAAUCUACACCACCAAUUCUCCUGAAGCUUGUGAACACUGUGCCAAAAAUUGUGAAGCUCAGAUAUGGGUGGUGGAAGACCAGAAACAGUUGGACAAGGUCCUCAAGAUCCGCGGCCGCCUUCCGUCAACGCGGGCGAUCAUUCAGUACAGUGGAAAGCCCACUGUGGAGGGCGUGCUGAGCUGGGAAGAUGUCGUGACGCUGGGGAAGCAACAGUCUGACAGCGAGCUGGACGCCAGGCUGCGGCGCAUCGCGGUCAACCAGUGCUGCACCCUCAUCUAUACCUCCGGCACGACCGGCCCCCCGAAGGGCGUCAUGCUCAGCCACGACAACAUCACCUGGACGGCCCACGCCAACUGCAUCAACGCCGACUUCCACUCUGGAAAGGAGGUCAUCGUCAGCUACCUGCCCCUUUCUCACGUCGCCGCGCAAAUGGCCGACUUGUACAUCACGAUGUACGCUGGAGCGACGUGCUACUUCGCACAGCCCGACGCCCUGAAAGGAAGUCUCGGGCAAACCCUCAAGGAGGUCCGCCCAACACGAUUCCUGGGCGUCCCUCGCGUCUGGGAGAAGAUCUAUGAGAAGAUGAUGGAAGUCGGUCGCAAGACGACAGGAGUCAAGAAAUCGAUUGCCACUUGGGCCAAGUCUGUCGGCCUGGAGACCAGUAUGCGCAAGCAGCAGCAGGACUUCUCCAAGUCGUGGGGCUACUCCAUUGCCAAUGCAGUUGUCUUCAAGAAGAUCAAAGGAGUCCUUGGGCUGGACAGGUGUGACCUGCAUUUGUCGGGGGCUGCUCCCAUAUCCCCGGAUAUUGUGCGCUACUUCCACAGUCUGGACAUCCCUCUGACAGAGAUUUAUGGCAUGUCUGAAUCCUCCGGCCCCCACACCAUCGGGCUGGAGAAGGCCUUCAAAAUGGGCAGCUGCGGGCGCACGGUGCCCGGCUGUUACACGAAGCUAGACAACCCGGACGCAGAUGGGAACGGGGAGGUGUGCAUGGGCGGGCGACACGUGUCCAUGGGCUACCUGCGCAUGGAGGAGAAGACCCACGAGGCCAUAGACGACGAGGGCUGGCUGCACUCCGGGGACAUCGGGAAGCUGGACAGCGAUGGCUUUUUGUACAUCACGGGACGCAUCAAGGAACUCAUCAUUACGGCUGGAGGAGAAAAUAUUGCACCAGUUAUCAUUGAAGACAACUUGAAGGCGGAAUUACCUUCGCUUAGCAACAGCAUGCUCAUUGGUGACAAACGGAAGUUCCUGUCUGUGCUUCUGACACUAAAGACCAACAUGAACUUGGACUCCGGGGAGCCUCUGGACACACUCAGCCCGGCUUGCAUCGAGUGGUGUCGCAGCGUCGGCUCGUCCGCCAACACCAUACAGGACAUCCUCGCAGGACCCGAUGCCAACGUAAUGCGUGCCAUCCAAGAGGCGAUUGACCGAGCCAAUAAACUGGCUCCUUCCAAUGCUCAGAGAAUCCAGAAGUGGACCGUGCUACCCAAAGACUUUUCCUUGCCUGGAGGCGAGCUCGGGCCCACCAUGAAGCUAAAGAGACCGGUAGUUUUACAAAAAUACAGUGAGACGAUAGAAAGAUUCUACGAGGGUUAACACUCUUGUCGUCAUCGAGCUCCUUCUCCCUUCUAUAAACAUGCCUUCUGUUACCGAAAAGAGUAUAUUUUUGAAUGGAGCAGAAGCAUGGAUCUAUUCACUUUGAGGAAACCACCCGCGUGUUUCUUCGUGUGCACAUCAAAACGAAGCAAGUAGCUAUAAGUAUCCCAUGGUGCAUUUAAUUUGAAGAGUAGAUAUUAGAAAUAUACUUUUCAUGUAAUUGAUCUUGCCAUAUGUGUAUAUUUAUAUAUUGCCAUACUACCUACGAAUAUCACCGUUUCUUCAGGGGGAAACCUUACGUGUAUAUACUUAAGCUCCUUACUCUCUAACGUUUAGCAGGGCUGUGCAUUUCCUCAUUCACACAGAAUGCAUUAAUUUCACAGUAACAUGUACAAUGUCCCAGACACGUAUGUUCUGCCAGAUUGAACUGUAA